Messenger RNA from Protobothrops mucrosquamatus (brown spotted pit viper), 531 nucleotides. RefSeq names its product NADH dehydrogenase [ubiquinone] 1 subunit C2. The transcript has 3 exons. Lineage: Eukaryota; Metazoa; Chordata; Lepidosauria; Squamata; Viperidae. Gene Ontology annotation, cellular component: mitochondrial inner membrane. Bases 55 to 396 code for a protein of 113 amino acids. Gene Ontology annotation, biological process: mitochondrial electron transport, NADH to ubiquinone. The record is from RefSeq and is a predicted model, not a curated record.
CGGGCUGGAGGGAAGGUGUUGCGGGCCGGACCCUCCGCCGCUCCAGCCGUCGCCAUGCAGCUCCGCUUCUCCGUCCCCAACGAGGCGCUCUCGCUGCCGCCGCCGCCGCUGCUCACCUUCCCCUCCGUGUGGAUGGCGGGCAUCUUCUGGAUCAGCACCUUGCUGCACAACGGCGUCAACCGCAGGCCCGCCCUGCGCGCGGGUGUCCACCGUCAAGUCCUGAUGGCCACUCUGGGGUUUUGUUUGGGCUACUACAUCAAGAGAUACUCCAAUUACUACUACGCUGAGAGGGACAGGGAGCUUUUCAGUUACAUAAAGCACCAUCCCGAGGACUUUGUGGAGAAAGAGCCUAGAAAAAUGGGAGACAUCCUGGAAGACUUCGUCCCAACUCGCUGAAGGCUGCCGGCAGAUCCCGCCGUCUUCCUGGGUGUUUUCUCUCCUCCCUACUCUUGCGUGUGGAUGCCCUCCGGGUCAAAUCGCCUGUUGAUAAACGUGGAUUGUAUCCUUUCUAAUAAAAGCUAUAUAAAGGUC